GGAGGGGGGGAAAAAAAAAAAACACAAAAAACCUACUACGCCACCAUUUCCGCCUUGCCGGGCCAACAAACGUGCAAAGAUGGAGAAAGACGCACGUCCCGGCAGCGCCUACGUCCCCAAAACGCGCAAGUGCGAGCGAGGUCCCGCCCCCUCGCGCCCCCAGCGAGGCGCGCGCACCAGAAACCAGCCCCCCGCUGGCGCCGCCCCGGGCUUCCGCCCCGAGGCCCGACGGUCGCUGUUCGGUUCCGGUUCUAGUCCCGCCCUCACGCGGGAACCCUCCAGAAAUCUUAAUAUCCGGGACCCGAGGCCGCCGGCAGCGCGCAUUUCCGGCGACAGAAAGGAUCCGGUGACGCCUCUUCCCUUCUCUCCUGCCGCCCAGGCUCCGGCUCUCGGUGCGGCAGCGCCAUCUGGUGCCGAGUGUCUCGCCGCCCGCGGAGGGGGCGCGCGCCUUUCGGAACCUUCCAGAGAAAACGCGGCCCCGGUUCUGCUCUGUCCCGCCCUCGGGAAGGGAGCGACCAGAGGCUCCGCCCUGCCGAGUUCCCGCGCAGGAGGUCUAAGCUCAAUAUGACCUCCUCGAGGGGCGUUUUUCCGGCAGUCUUAUGACCACCACCACCCCACCUCAAGCCUGCUCCAGCCUCAGGCUCCUCAGUCCAGUGAUUCUUCACCAGCUGAAGAUACCAGGAAGGAAGAAGCAAAAAUAUUCUUGUUGUGAUGCAAUUGUAGAGUAGCUCAAAAGUCUUCUUUUACUUGGACAUGCUAAAUGAAAUCAGUAGGCUCACAAUUUGGGGAAAAAUCAAUUUUAAAAAUGUGUCAUUCAGGCACCAGUGGUAGCUGUUUUUUUCUCUAGCAAAAUGGCAUUCUGGGGCCAGCUAAUCCGGAGUUAGCCUUCCUCCUUCCCCCUCAACUUCACCAUUGCCUCUUAAACAAACUUCCCAUGUACUCGAAGCUGAGAAACUAUGUCUAUAAUCCAAAUAAAAUAUCUAAAUCUUGAUUACUCACGGGCUUAAAUCAUACCUGAUAUAGUUUCACAUUCUGUUCUUGGAUAACAAUCUUCAUUAAAUUCCAGAGACGCCAAUGCUCUGUUUGAACAGAGCUUUUGAAAAAGUUGAGAGGUCCUCAGACGACCUUUGAGGGAGGGGAAUAGAGGCUAGAUAUGUAGGCGGGCAGGACCAGCGAUGCUGUGUCCAGGAUGGAGCCCUUUGCCAGCUAGGUUCCAGCUGACUUGUCCUAGAGCAGUUUGUCUUCACUAAACUCAUGUCUCUUUACGUCGGUAACAUUAGGCAAGGUUUAAUUUUUUGAAAUAGCAAUAUUAUCUGUGCUACUUCUCUUAGUUUCUGAUGGUUUAGAAAGACAUUUCUAACAGUUAAAACUGCUCUAAUUAUUAAAUUUAUUCAAUUAAAAAAAUCUCUUUAGUUGUAAUAAUUUCAGGUCAGUGUGAAAGAUCCUGAGUCUUAUAGUCUGCUUGGCUUUCUGCCUUCACUUGCUGGUCCUGGCCAGGUCUAGCCCCUUUCUGGUGCACAGUUUUCUCUGAACCAUAGUUGCACUGGUGGUUCUUGCUGCUGUGUUUGGGAGAUACACUAAAUAACUCUUUGAUUUGUGCUGUUAGUUCCUUGAUGGUGUUGCUUCCUUGGUAGGGCUUGCAACUUUAUCAAAUAAAGAUAUAGCCAGUUAAAGCUGAAUUUCAGAUAAACAACAACUAAAUUUUAUAAGUAUGUUCCAUGUAAUAUUUGGGAUAUACUUACUCUAAGAUUUUUUUCAUUGUUUAUCUGAAAUUCACAUUUAACUGGAUGCCCUUCACUUUAACUGACAACUCUAUUCUUUGGAUUUCUGCCAGAAAGGUACUCAAAGAAUAGGCACUCAUAGUGACAUUAACUAAUAAAAACAGAAUCAACUAUUCUUGAAUCCAGACAGCCUGGCUCGAAUGCCAGUAAGCAUCAUGGGGGUCUGAGCCCUGUGAUUUGCAGAUACCUAAAUUGGACACCAAAGUGCAAUGUUUGAGUUAUAAGAAAAGAGAUGAAGAGGAUUUGCCUUUCAACUUCCAGUUCUCUUUUGGAAGCAGAUGUUGAUAAAAGUUACCUUCCCAGGUGAUCAAUCUGAAAAGCAUGGUUUGUAAGGCCAGAAAAGGGAAAAGAAGUAAGACAAUAAGGCAAGUAAUGACACACACUAAAUUUUGUUAAUUCUGAAAUUUUGAGGGUGAGUAGGAACUCCACUAGGGAGUGUAUGUAUGUAAGUUUUGGGGGGGGUGAAGGAGGAGGACAGGGUGAGGGAAUGGGAAUCUGACCUACCAGAAAGAAAAAAAUAAUUCCGAUUACAUUCUAAUAUAAGCUCACAGAUAUAGCACCAUUGAAGUAAUUUAUUUCCUGUUCAACCCCAAAACUAUUUACCAGGGAUUCCAGAGAGUUGAGAGUUAUCACACUUUUAUUAAUUUGAUUAUACAUAGACAUGCUAUGGCAUGAACAAAGUGAUGGUAAAUAGGCUUUGUCUUGAAAAUUUUAUAAUCAAAAGACCACCAGAAAUUCUGGCAAAAUAAUCUUUGGAAGCAUUAAUAUUCUUUUCCUAAACAGACUUGACCAUAGCAGCUUGGAAGUCGUCGGUAUGAGUCUGGUCAGGGGGACAGGACACCACUGAUUUGCUCUGUGGUUCUCAGCAAAUCAAGUACCUUUGCUUUGCCAUCUUGUUCCCCUCUUUGUCUUACUCUGAAAAGUCAAGGGUUUGUUAUGUACCUCAGUGUGGCCUAGGUAGGCUCCACUGAGGAUAUAAAAGAAGAUGAUGGAGUGCCUGUUCUCGAGAACUUUCCACUCCAGUUCUGAUAAAGAGGGAAAAAAACUUCUCCCUCUUUACCAAACGGGGAUUCUAGGCUUUUAGCUGCUUUCUGAGGAAACAAAUUGAAAUCUGUGCAACUAGGGGGUGCAUCAUGCUUUAUACCUUCUCAAUAGUUGCCUCAGAAGACAAGGGGUUAAAAUUACUGUUUAAAGCUCAUACCCAUUAAUGUGAAAAUAGCUACAACCCCAUUACUCAAAUGGGUAAGGAGACAUAAACAUUUUCCUAGAGGGGAAAUACAAAAAGGUAGUGAAAAUCUGAAAAAGGAUGGUCUCAAUAGCAGUAAACAAUCACAAGUUAAAAUCAGACACUGUUUUCUCCAUAAAUUUGGUGAGGUUUUGAGAACAUCAAAUUCAGUGUUCGUAAGAGUGAGGAAUGGGGUUUAUUCCCAUUAAUUGCCAUUAGUAGUUUGAAUUAAAACUAUAUUCUAGGAAACAAUUUUCUAAUAUCAAACAAUAUUGCUUUCAAUGAUAGAAAUCUUAGAGCCAUUCUCAGUGAAUGAUCAAGACACUUUAUGGGCAAAAAAUAACAGCAUUUAUUUAUUUUCAGUUUUUAUUUAUUUAUUUUAUUUUUAUUUUUAUUUUUAUUUUGCUUUUUAGGGCUGCACCUGAGACAUACAGAAGUUCCCAGG
Molecule: messenger RNA, 3451 nt
Organism: Sus scrofa (pig)
Lineage: Eukaryota; Metazoa; Chordata; Mammalia; Artiodactyla; Suidae
Source: RefSeq, a predicted model, not a curated record